Hyaena hyaena (striped hyena) is the source of this 1557-nucleotide messenger RNA. RefSeq names its product F-box and leucine rich repeat protein 14 (gene FBXL14). Gene Ontology annotation, biological process: SCF-dependent proteasomal ubiquitin-dependent protein catabolic process. Gene Ontology annotation, molecular function: protein binding. Lineage: Eukaryota; Metazoa; Chordata; Mammalia; Carnivora; Hyaenidae. Gene Ontology annotation, cellular component: SCF ubiquitin ligase complex. The record is from RefSeq and is a predicted model, not a curated record. The coding region runs from base 154 to 1416 and encodes 420 amino acids. The transcript is spliced from 2 exons.
CGGAAGGCGGGGAGGGGCCGUCCGUUGGGCCCGAGGCGGCGGCGGCAGCGGCGGCGGCAGCGGCCGGGGCGAACCGCUCUUGUCGCCUCUCGGGGCAGGAGCGGCGGGGCCCGCGCCUCCUCCCCCCGGCGCCGCGGAGGGGGGAGGAGGAAGAUGGAGACCCACAUCUCGUGCUUGUUCCCCGAGCUGCUGGCCAUGAUCUUCGGCUACCUGGACGUCCGGGAUAAGGGGCGCGCGGCGCAGGUGUGCACGGCCUGGCGGGACGCCGCCUACCACAAGUCGGUGUGGCGGGGGGUGGAGGCCAAGCUGCACCUGCGCCGGGCCAACCCGUCGCUGUUCCCCAGCCUGCAGGCCCGGGGUAUCCGCCGCGUGCAGAUCCUGAGCCUCCGCCGCAGCCUCAGCUACGUGAUCCAGGGCAUGGCCAACAUCGAGAGCCUCAACCUAAGCGGCUGCUACAACCUCACUGACAACGGGCUGGGCCACGCGUUUGUGCAGGAGAUCGGCUCCCUGCGUGCCCUGAACCUGAGCCUCUGCAAGCAGAUCACCGACAGCAGCCUGGGCCGCAUAGCCCAGUACCUCAAGGGCCUGGAGGUGCUGGAGCUGGGGGGUUGCAGCAACAUCACCAAUACCGGCCUCCUGCUCAUCGCCUGGGGCCUGCAGCGCCUCAAGAGCCUUAAUCUCCGCAGCUGCCGCCACCUCUCGGACGUGGGCAUAGGGCACCUGGCCGGCAUGACGCGCAGCGCCGCCGAGGGCUGCCUGGGCCUGGAGCAGCUCACGCUGCAGGACUGCCAGAAGCUCACCGACCUUUCUCUAAAGCACAUCUCCCGGGGGCUGACGGGCCUGAGGCUCCUCAACCUCAGCUUCUGCGGAGGCAUCUCGGACGCAGGCCUCCUGCACCUGUCGCACAUGGGCAGCCUACGCAGCCUUAACCUGCGCUCCUGCGAUAACAUCAGUGACACUGGCAUCAUGCAUCUGGCCAUGGGCAGCCUUCGCCUCUCAGGGCUGGAUGUGUCGUUCUGUGACAAGGUGGGGGACCAGAGUCUGGCUUACAUAGCCCAGGGCCUGGACGGCCUCAAGUCCCUGUCCCUCUGCUCUUGCCACAUCAGCGACGAUGGCAUCAACCGCAUGGUGCGGCAGAUGCAUGGGCUGCGCACGCUCAACAUCGGACAGUGUGUGCGCAUCACAGACAAGGGCCUGGAGCUGAUCGCUGAGCACCUGAGCCAGCUCACUGGCAUAGACCUGUAUGGCUGCACCCGAAUCACCAAGCGCGGCCUGGAGCGCAUCACGCAGCUGCCCUGCCUCAAGGUACUCAACCUGGGACUCUGGCAGAUGACGGACAGUGAGAAGGUCAGGGAUUGCUCUGAUUUUGCCUGGUGGAGUUGCCUGUACCAACCCAGAACAUUUGGUACUAUGUAAAGUCGAGUCUUCCGGUUAAGGUGGAAGAGAAAGUAAGCUUGAGAUCUUAACUGUGCAGCACUAGCGUGGGGGUAUGUUGAACAUCCCCGCCAAUGAAAUAGAAGUGCAGUUCCUCUGCUUGCUGUUCGUUAACCCAGAAAA